Molecule: messenger RNA, 2586 nt
Organism: Phodopus roborovskii (desert hamster)
Lineage: Eukaryota; Metazoa; Chordata; Mammalia; Rodentia; Cricetidae
Product: zinc finger protein 420
Exons: 3
Coding region: 16-2325 (769 amino acids)
Biological process (GO): regulation of DNA-templated transcription
Source: RefSeq, a predicted model, not a curated record
AGAGCAACAGAAAGGAUGGAUGAUUCUGUAGAUGUACCCCAGGGUCUGUUGACAUUCAGGAAUGUGGCUGUGGACUUUUCCCAAGAGGAGUGGGAAUGUCUUGACUCAUCUCAAAGGGCUCUGUACAUGGAUGUAAUGUGGGAGAAUUAUAGCAAUCUAGUUUUUAUAGAGAACCAUUGCAUAUGUGGUAAAUAUGAGAAGGUCUUGGAUCAAGGCUCAAAGCAUAUUGUCCAUCAGCAUGUGAAUACCCAAGAGAAGUCUCAUAAAUGUUACAAGCCUGGCAAAAUGAUUCAUGAAUCCUCCCAAGGUGUACCCUAUAACAUAAGUGAUACUACAGAAAACUGCAAGGACUACAGAAGUGGUAACCACAGUGAUACUUCUCUUGAAUCAUCAAACCCAAGGAGACAUGAAAGUGGGAACACUGCAGAAGAUCGCUAUGAAUAUAAAGAUUAUGGAGAAUGUUUAAAUUUCUGCCCCAUUAUUAGCCAAUAUGAACUAAUCCACACUGCAAAGAAAGAACAUCAAAAUACAGAGUAUGAUGAAUUUUUUGACUAUAAACAUAAGCUAAAGGUGAAACAAAUCCAUAGUGGAGAAAAACCAUACCAAUGCAGGAAAUGUGGGAAAUAUUUCAGGACCUAUUUGAGCCUUAGUAGACAUCAGAGGACUCAUCCUGCAGAGAAACCCUAUAAAUUUACAGAAUGUAGUAAGUCCUUUCUCUAUUUGUCACACCACAAAGUACAUUACAACAUCCAUUAUGGAGAAAAGCCCUACAAAUGUACAGAAUGUGGCAAGUGCUUUUAUUAUACACUGGGCUUUAAAAGACGUUACAGAAUUCACACUGGAGAGGAGACUUACAAAUGUAGUGAUUGUAGAAAACCAUUUAUCUGCUGCUUAGGUCUUAGAAAAUAUCAGAUUAGUGGAGGAGAAAGGCCUUACGAAUGUAAACAAUGUAGUAAGUCCUUCUAUACAUUGUCACACCUUGAAUAUCAUUACAGAACUCACAGUGGAAAGAAACUUUAUAGAUGUAAUGAAUGUGGUAAAUCGCUUUCCACCUCCUCAGGUCUUCAAAGACAUCAAAGAAUUCAUACAGGAGAAAAAUCUUACAUAUGUGGUGAAUGUGACAAAUGCUUUAUCCAGAAAUCCCAACUUAAAACACAUCAAAAAAUUCACACAGGAGAGAAAACUUACAAAUGUAGUGAAUGUGAGAAAUGCUUUUCUGUUGGUGCAUCUCUUAGAAUACAUCAAAGAAUUCACACAGGAGAGAAACCUUACAAAUGCAGUGAAUGUCACAGAUGCUUUAUCCAGCAAGCCCACCUUAGAAGACAUCAGAAAACUCAUACGGGGGAGAAACCUUACAAAUGUAAUGAAUGUGAGAAAUCCUUUACUGUUGGCUCAGAUCUUAGAAUGCAUCAGAAAAUUCAUACUGGAGAGAAACCUUACAAAUGUAGUGAAUGUGACAAAUGCUUUAUCCAGAAAGCCAAGCUUAAAAAACAUCAGAGAAUUCACACAGGAGAGAAACCUUACAAAUGUGGCGAAUGUGAAAAAUCCUUUACUGUUGGCUCAGAUCUUAGAACACAUCAGAAAAUUCAUACUGGAGAGAAACCUUACAAAUGCACUGAAUGUGACAAAUGCUUUAUCCGUAAAGCCAACCUUAGGAGACAUCAGAGAAUUCAUACAGGAGAAAAACCUUACAAAUGCAAUGAAUGUGAGAAAUGCUUCAUCCAGAAAGCUAAUCUUAGAACUCAUCAGAGAAUUCAUACAGGAGAAAAACCUUACAAAUGUAAUGAAUGUGGUAAAUCUUUCACUGUUGGCUCGGAUCUUAGGAAGCAUCAGAAAUGUCAUACUGGAGAAAAACCUUACAAAUGCAAUGAAUGUGACAAAUGUUUUAUCCGGAAAGCCCACCUUAGAAGACAUCAAAGAAUACACACAGGAGAAAAACCUUACAAAUGCAGUGAAUGUGACAAAUGCUUUAUCCAGAAAGCCAAUCUUAGAACACAUCAAAAAAUCCAUACAGGAGAGAAACCAUAUAAAUGUAGUUACUGUGACAAAUGCUUUAUCCAGAAAGACCAUCUUAGAACUCAUCAGAGACUUCAUACAGGUGAGAAACCUUACAAAUGUAGUGAAUGUGAGAAAUCUUUUGCUGGUGGCUCAGUUCUUAGAAAACAUCAGAAAAUUCAUACUGGAAGAAAUCUUACCAAUGCAGUGAAUUUGACUAAUCCCUUAUCCAGAAAGCCAACCUUAGAACUCAUCAAAGAGUUGAUACAGGAGAGAAACCUUAUAAAUGCAAUGUAUAUGGCAAACUCCUUACCUGUCUCUCAGGUCUAAGAAAACAUCAGAAAAUAUACUAAAGACAAAUCUUUUUAUUGAAGUAAUAUGGCAUAUUCUUUAUCCAAGCUCUACACUUAUGGACCAUUACAGCAUCCACACUGGGGAAUCAGUCUGUACAUGAGAAAUGUAUGAAAGCCUUUGAAUAACAUUCAAAUCUUAGAAAACAAAAUCCAGACUUUGUUCUGAGGAAAAAUUCUGCAAAUGUGAUAUUGCAAGAAAAUUUUCAGUAAAACAUUUUACUUUCUCACCUUCAAAUCA